AUUUUUCUUCGGAAGUCUGCAACACUAAUCACAGUCACACGGAAUAUUGGUGUUCUGUGGUCACAGUUGUUUUGAAAAUUCUUCAAAAAUUUUACUUCAUUUGAAACAAUUUAAUGUUUAUCUAUAUCAAGUUGAAUUAACGAAGCAAUUUUUUUAAUGCUAUGUUAACGGCGGUAAAUCACAGCAUUAAAACUAUACUCCAAAUUCCUAAUUAUCACAUUUUUCCUAGAUUAUACAGUGUUAUCCUACAAAAUCGCUUGCUUUCGUUGGCAAAUAUGACUUCGGAAUCGAAAUGGAAUAAUGUUAAAAAGGAUAUUCUAUCACUACCUUUGGAAGAAAAACGUAAGCUUUACAAAGGGGGUGAUUACAUCGCUCUUGAUAAUGUCGAUCCUUGGUGGAAAUACGUAACACAGAAUAAAAAAGAAUUGGAAUCAAAAAAGCACACAUUAGACGACCUUACUGAGUUUCAGAAGAUUCAAAUUAGUACAGCUAGAAAUAAAGAAAUAUCUAAGAAAGUAUCAAUUUUUAAAGGAGACAUUACAAAACUGGAGGUGGAUGCAAUAGUAAAUGCUGCUAACUCACGACUGAAAGCUGGGGGUGGUGUGGAUGGGGCUAUUCAUCGUUCGGCAGGUCCACUGCUACAGCAAGAAUGUAACACUCUAGGAGGCUGUGUCACAGGAGAUGCGAAAGUAACAGGAGGGUAUAAUUUACCUGCGAAAUAUGUUAUCCAUACAGUUGGACCACAGGAUGGGUCAGCCCAAAAGUUACAGUCAUGUUACGAAACAUGUCUCUCCCACCAAAAGAAGUAUCAAUUGCAGACUAUAGCCUUUCCUUGUAUUUCUACUGGAAUAUAUGGUUUCCCAAAUCGCUUGGCAGCUCAUAUCGCGCUUAGUACUGCUAGGAAAUAUCUUGAAGCAAGUGAAGGAGUGGAAAGAAUCAUAUUUUGCACCUUCAUGCCUGUUGAUGUAGACAUAUAUGAAACCCUAAUGCAAAUGUAUUUCCCUGUCCACGAAUAGAAUUAUAAUGAUGGUGCAUCUGUUUUCGAGUGAUUAUAAUAAUAAACAUUUUUAUUAAUUAACACUCAAUCGAUAUAGACUGAAUUGUUUAAAUAAUAAUCGUAUGUAGACUGAGUUUUGUUGGGUCG
This is a messenger RNA of Achroia grisella, 1144 nucleotides long. RefSeq names its product macro domain-containing protein CT2219-like. Gene Ontology annotation, molecular function: ADP-ribosylglutamate-[protein] hydrolase activity. Lineage: Eukaryota; Metazoa; Arthropoda; Insecta; Lepidoptera; Pyralidae. Gene Ontology annotation, biological process: purine nucleoside metabolic process; peptidyl-glutamate ADP-deribosylation; DNA damage response. Gene Ontology annotation, cellular component: nucleoplasm. Bases 162 to 1016 code for a protein of 284 amino acids. The record is from RefSeq and is a predicted model, not a curated record. The transcript has 4 exons.